Molecule: messenger RNA, 1287 nt
Organism: Erythranthe guttata (spotted monkey flower)
Lineage: Eukaryota; Viridiplantae; Streptophyta; Magnoliopsida; Lamiales; Phrymaceae
Product: structural molecules protein
Biological process (GO): Golgi to endosome transport; Golgi to plasma membrane protein transport; protein localization to Golgi apparatus
Cellular component (GO): Golgi membrane; trans-Golgi network
Source: RefSeq, a predicted model, not a curated record
GAAAUGAACAAUAAUUGAUUAAUUGAUUAAUAAUUUAUCAAGAAUCCGGUCCAACAUGACAAACACCGAUUCCUAAAACCAGUAGCCAAACACACCUCUUCCUUCUUCCCCCCUUUCAGAGACUUCCCCAUUAUUCAUCAAUCUAACCGCACUCGAAUCUGCAGCUCGUUUUGCAUACAAAAUUCAAUUUCAAAUACACAUCCAUUUUUCGUAUAAACCUCGUAAAAAUCCCAAUUUACAGAUCUCGCCCCUCCCAAAAUUAGGGCAUUUUUGUUCACGCCCAAUUUCCAGGAUUUCACGAAUUUGUCAAUUCCCCACCGAAAUUGAUUCGCGAUUCGGCCCCAAACACUAAAAACAAAAUCUGGGUUCUGAUUUUUUUCACCUAAUGUGUGGGUGAAAAUUAACAAAAAAAAAAAAAAAAAAAAAAGAAGGGGGAAAAUUGAAUCCUGUGUUUGGAGAAUUCUCUGAGGGAAGGGGCGAAAGGGCAAAAGGAAGAAAUUAAAGUCAUGUUCUAUGGUACGGCGGCGUGGGAUCCAUGGCUAAUUGUAGCGCAAAUCGUGUCCCUGCAAUGCCUGUACUACCUGACUCUGGGGGUAUUAUUGUCAAUUCUGGUUGGGACUCGUGUAUCGAAGAUGAGCCUUGUGUAUUUCUUCGAUUACGCCACGGUUACUGCAUCUACAGCUACUGGGUGGUGUGUAAUGGCUUCCAUUCUUCUCAGCUCUAUUGCUGGAGCUGGUUAUUUAGUCUAUUUAGUCGAAAGGGCAAAGAAAUGCCUGGAUUUUUGUGCGACCCUAUACAUCAUCCACCUCUUCAUUUGCAUCGCAUACGGAGGCUGGCCCGCAUCGGUUACGUGGUGGGUUGUGAACAUUACGGGACUUGCGGUGAUGGCACUAUUAGGUGAAUAUCUCUGCAUGAGACGAGAAUUGCGAGAAAUUCCCAUCUCAAGAUAUCGGUCAAACGCUUGACGAACAAAAAACGUGACAGGUUUUCGCUUUUGGAGGUGCUGGCCAUUAUUAGAUGACACUUAUAUUUCAUAUGGAUUGAAAUAUAUAUAUAAUGGAACCUCCUCCCCCUUGUGUGUUAAUUUUUUGGGUUUUUUUUUUUUUUUUUUUUAAAUUUUCUUAUUAUUUUUUGUUGAUUUGAAAGAUUUAUUAGAGUAGUAUAGUGGAUGAAUGCAUCUCAGUUUGAGAUGAGAGAUGGCUGAAGUAUGUAGAAUCAAAUUUUAAAUAGUAAACCACUUUCUUUGCUCUUGAUAUGCAUAUUUCAGACAUGUUUUGUUUGUUCUUA